Sphaeramia orbicularis (orbiculate cardinalfish) is the source of this 2841-nucleotide messenger RNA. RefSeq names its product protein-glutamine gamma-glutamyltransferase E-like. Gene Ontology annotation, molecular function: protein-glutamine gamma-glutamyltransferase activity. NCBI's taxonomy places the organism in Eukaryota, Metazoa, Chordata, Actinopteri, Kurtiformes, Apogonidae. The record is from RefSeq and is a predicted model, not a curated record. The transcript has 17 exons. The coding region runs from base 65 to 2341 and encodes 758 amino acids. Gene Ontology annotation, biological process: peptide cross-linking.
CAGUGUGCCACCACCUGCCACAGGUUUCCUGUUUUCUUCUUUUGUUCCAGACACAUUCACAGCGAUGACGGAGACUGCAGUGUCCAAGAAACCACGAAUAAUGGCAGAGGAACCUGAGGAGUCCAACGACGGUGAAAAGAUGCCAAAGAAGCCUAAAAGUUCCUACUUUAAGAGUGAGGAGCUAAAGGUCAAGACCAACAACGAUGAACAUCGCACCUUAGAGAUUUCAGAAACGGAGCUGAUCGUAAGGCGAGGCCAGAAAUUCACUGUGGCUGUUGAACUAAUGGAGUCUUUCAACCCUGAUCUCUACAAGCUCAACUUCUGUGCAAAGAGUGGAUUAAAUGCAUCUGAGCAGCUGGGGACCAUGUCAUGCUUCAGUAUCCCCCCAGGUACUCAGUGUUCUCCAGAUGCGAUGGUGGUGUGGAAGGCGGAGCUCUGUCAGUGCUCUUCUCCAGAAAGGGGCAAGUUGUCUGUGAUCAUCACCCCCCCAGCCAAUGCCCCCAUAGGGAUGUACCAGGUGACCAUGGUCUACAGAGAAGAGGAGACUCUACUGACCAACCUGGUGGUGCUCUUUAACCCCUGGUGUCCCGACGAUCCAGUGUUUCUGUCUGAUGAGGCAGAGCGACAGGAGUAUGUGAUGAACGAAGAAGGACUGGUCUUCGUAGGGAGCUCUGACUACAUCAGUCGCGUAAAAUGGGACUUUGGACAGUUUGAAGAUGACAUGGUGAAGAUCUGCAUGAUGAUCCUGGAUAAAAGCUACUCGCAUGAGAACGACCCAGACAAAGAUGUUUCAUCUCGUGCUGACCCCAUCUACGUCAGCCGGGUCGUUAGCGCCAUGAUUAACAGUGAAGAUGACCAUGGGGUCCUGGAGGGCCGGUGGGAGGCACCUUAUUCAGAUGGGUAUUGCCCCACCCACUGGAGUGAGAGCCACACCAUCCUUAAACACUGGUUGGAGAGCGGCUGCAAACCCGUCAAAUACGGACAGUGUUGGGUUUUCGCUUCUGUGAUGUGUUCAGUGAUGCGUCUGCUGGGUAUUCCUACUCGUGUAGUAACAAAUUUCGACUCAGCGCAUGACACCAAUGAGAACCUGGUCAUCGAUACCUACUACACGGAGGAAGGACUUUAUAUCGACUCAAUGGACAGCAUCUGGAACUUCCAUGUGUGGGUAGAAUCGUGGAUGACACGACCAGACCUGGCAGAAGAUGGAAAAUUUGACGGAUGGCAAGUUGUGGAUCCAACGCCACAGGAGCUCAGUGAUGGUCUGUACUGCUGCGGUCCAGCAUCAGUCAAAUCCAUACAAGAUGGAAACAGUGAUCUGAAAUAUGAUGUUCCAUUUGUCUUUGCUGAGGUCAAUGCUGACUGUGUUGACUGGCUGAUGAAUCCAGACGGUUCGACAGUACUGCUCUCCAGGGACACAAAAACAGUUGGAAACAAAAUCUCCACCAAGACUGUUGGUGAAGAUGAAAGAAUGGACAUCACCAACAAAUACAAGUACAAAGAGGGUUCAAAAAAGGCAAAGGCUAUUUUCAAAAAGGCAAAGCGUAAACUCAAGUCCAAAGAGCGGGAUGAAAAUAAAGAUGACGCAGUGGAGGAUAGUGGGAUGGAUGAGCCGACAGAUGAAAUGGAGUUGGAUGUGGAGGCUGAAACUGGAACCGAAGACACUGUGGACGAGCCUCCACCUCAGAAACCACUGUCCAUGCACUUUGAAGAGGUGUCCAAGCCUUUAAAUGGUAAAGAUGUGGAGAUGAACCUGGUCAUUCGCAGUAACAGUAAAGAUCUGCAGGUUCUGUCCAUUAGCAUCAGUGUCCAGUCAAAGACAUACAGCGGAUCACGAGGAACAAACAUCCAGUCUGAGGAGAAGGAGAAAGACCUGCCGCCUGGAGAAGAUCUGUCCAUCCCUGUCCUGGUCAAGUUCUCAGACUACUGGGAAGCCAUGGUGGACUGUGACACUAUGAAGCUUUCAGCCUUGGUCAAAGACAAAGAAAAUCCAGAGAAAAAGUACAUGUGUGAGGACAACGUGGUGCUGGAGAACCCCCCACUCAGAGUCACAGUUUUUGGUGAAGCCACAGUGGGCCAUGAGUCAUCGUUUGAGGUGGCGUUUGACAACCCAGUUGACAUCACACUGAAGGACUGCACACUGACCUUCAGUGGAAGUGGACUGUGGAAAGAUGAACUAAUGAUCACUCUUUCAGAUGUGCUGCCAUUUAAGUCCUUCAGCAUCAAGCAGACUUUUACUCCAUACAAAGCUGGAAAGAAGACUCUGGUGGCUGACUUCGACUGCUCUGUGUUCAGAGACAUCAAGGGCAGCACUGCAAUCCACAUCAAAAAAGCAGAAGAGUGAGAGUGCAGACCAGAGGGUUCCACUUCCAUUCACUCAUGUACAGCUACUGUUCUACUGGUUCACUGGUGGGGUCGGGUUUUACUUGCGUUUACUCUCCUGCUGGGUCACAUAUGGGCUUUGGACCGUGUAUGUGUGUAUGUGUGUGUGUGUCUUUUCCAUGUGAUACGCACAGUGAUUUCUAAAAUAAUUAGUUUAACCCUUUAACCCCUGAGCCAUGAUUCCAGGUAAAGGUGCUGCUGUGAAUUUGCGUCUGUUUCAGUGUCUUAAAAGUUGCUGUGAGUAUGUGCUUGUGUUCCUUUUUUUCGAUGGUUUUGCUUUACUGUGUGUUUUAGGGUCAAAACAGGGUGACACUAUGUUCAGACAACAGGUCUUAAUACACAAUUCAGAUUUUUUGGUGAAAUCCGAUUUUUUUGUGUGCUCAUUCAUAUUACACAUUAAAUGUGACUUCUGUCAGUUUUGAGUAUGAACUGAAUAUGACCCUGAAGUGACCUACAUGUGCA